Lactuca virosa is the source of this 1226-nucleotide messenger RNA. The record is from the annotation of a GenBank genome assembly. Lineage: Eukaryota; Viridiplantae; Streptophyta; Magnoliopsida; Asterales; Asteraceae.
CAAAAUAUCGAGUUUUAUCAUAUUAAACCCAAAUAAAAGCCCUAGUUCAUUCGCUCACUCGUGUGACCUGUCUCCAUUUCUCUUUCUUAAUUUCUACGCGAGACAACUUCAACUUCAUCUAUGGCGACGGCGGACGAUGGAAGGGCUCCCCACGAAAGCGGGGCAGUGGGAGAAAUGUUUCGAAAGAGACAUUUCCGGCCAGUCCAAGAGCCUUAUAGUAGGGGCUGCUUUUGGACCUGUAGAAAUUGCAUACUGAUGAGAAAUGGAGGUAUUUAUGAGGUUAUGAAUCUGCAAUAUGUUAUACUAGGUGGGAAUUCUGCUAGCAUGUCUGUCACCAUUGGGAUAUCAAAGCUUGAACAAAUGUUGCAACAGAUGACUUUUACUAGUUCUGAAACCCAGCACUUGAUAGCCUUGUUGCAUUCCAGAACCAUGGAGGAGUCAUCAUCAUCUCCUGUUAUAAGGUUUGAAGCAUCAACAACCAGUAGCUCACUGAAAAAACAUAAACAUGGAGUUGUUGAAGAGCAUAUUGCUUUGCCUGCUGAGCUUCCAAAAACACCAAUGACAUCACCACAACACCCAAUGACUAUGGAGAACCUUCCCGACGAGCUUUUUUUAUUAAACAUAUUCAUCCGAUUAUCGGCCAAACAGCUUGCUCAAAUGAGGUCUGUCUCCAAAUCUUGGAAUGCCCUUUUAUCCUAAUCCUUCUUUGUAAAAUCCCACCUCCAUCAUUCCAUCCAUAACAACGAUCAUAUUCUCUUGGUCUUCCAUGGAUCUUCCAACCCUAAACAAUUUGUAGCACACCAGUGUCGAUUUCCUCAUCUCGAGCUCACUAAUUUCAUCAAACUCCCGGUUAACCCCGAACCUGAAUAUACUAGUAUUAGUGUUAUUGGUUCUAUUAACGUCUUAAUAUGCUCUACUUAUGGUGUUUCUGUGAUUCACAUUUGGAACCCUUCUCUCUCGGCCGUGUUAUGUUAAGAUUUAUGGAGUCUUGAAUAAAUUGACAAGUUCCUAAGAAUUCAAGGGCCAUAAAUGAAACUUGUAAAUUAAAACAAUUGAAUAUUGAAUUGGACGCACUAUCAAUUGUUUAAUAAUAUUGAAGUGGACGGCGGCUCUAUUUUGGACGGCUAAAGAAAUCAACGCAUUCUUUUUUUCAAACUUUGCGGCAUAUAUAUAUUCUAGUCAAAUAUAGCGGCAAUUUGUGUAAACAAAAGAAAAAGACUUACGGC